AUGAAGCGUUUCGUGUACAAGCUGUCUUGCAGCCUCACAAACCACCUUUUUUACCGUCAAAGUUGGAAUGACUCCCUCCAGUUUCAUUCAAGUCUUGACCGCUGCACGGUGACGAAGAGCCAGACUGGAUAUGCACCGCCCGGCACAAUAUCUCAUGCCCGCCUGCAGCGAUACCGCGUCAGCAUCCCCCCUCCAAGCCCCGGCCCACGAUCUCCAAGGCCUCUUGUAUUUCCCGCUGGGCCAUUGUCAACGGCCGACUUGCCACUACCCAGUGUUGAACGAAGAGCAAAGAGUUUGAGCUUUUUCCCCUGCCGGCGCACAUUGACACAUGUCGCUUCGUGGUGGCUGUACAAAAAAAAAGACGAAAUCAAGCCUCGACAAUGGGGAACAAAACAGGGCUGGCCGAGUUUGCCGUGCCCGGAACCCCCCAAAACACUUUGCCUUGUCCAGGGUCUUUGUUGUCUGCAUGCGCGCGCGGGGCGAAACGUGGCGCUGUCGGCCAACAAGAAGGAUCAACAAGGGACCGACUUGUUGAAAAAGGGUAUCCUCCUCCGGGCACGAAUGAAGCCGUGCCUCAAAGCAAGAGGAAAGCCGGGUUGCCGCCCCCCGGGGGUCUCACUCUGGCAGUUGUCCCGCAGCCUCGCCUGA
This is a messenger RNA of Cordyceps militaris CM01, 648 nucleotides long. RefSeq lists its product as uncharacterized. The coding region runs from base 1 to 648 and encodes 215 amino acids. The transcript is spliced from 2 exons. Lineage: Eukaryota; Fungi; Ascomycota; Sordariomycetes; Hypocreales; Cordycipitaceae. The record is from RefSeq and is a predicted model, not a curated record.